Molecule: messenger RNA, 2296 nt
Organism: Poecilia reticulata (guppy)
Lineage: Eukaryota; Metazoa; Chordata; Actinopteri; Cyprinodontiformes; Poeciliidae
Source: RefSeq, a predicted model, not a curated record
UNCCCGCCGUGAUUCGCCGCCCGGCCUGCCUGCUCCAGGUCCGGGCCUAACUUUCCCUCAGCCCGGCCCUCCGUCUUCCGGUCCCUCUGCCGGCCUCCAGAACCGGACAGUGACGUCACCUGGGAAAAGUCGGCCCGGACCCUCCGUUAGAUCCGGUCGGAGUGGGAAUAAAGUUUUAUUCUGAGCCGGACCCCCCGCCUGGCUGUCCCGGUACCGACAGGCCCGAACCCAACCGGAACCAGAACCAGGAUUGUUGGUUUACUUGUUUUGCUGCUGGAGGACAUCAUGAGGACCGACUGGACCGAGUGAACCGACCCACGACACCGCGGGUUUCCUCCGGUWCAGGAGGAGUGGGCGGAGCCAAACCAUGGCGGGCGCCUCGGUGAAGGUGGCGGUGCGAGUCCGGCCGUUCAACUCCAGAGAGCUGGGACGCAACGCCAAGAGUGUGAUCCAGAUGCAGGGGAACAGCACCUGCAUCUCUAACCCCAAACAGCCCAAAGAUGGAGCCAAGACCUUCACAUUCGACUAUUCCUACUGGUCACACACCACGCCUGAAGAUGAGAACUUUGCGUCUCAGAAGCAGGUUUAUAAGGACAUCGGGGAGGAGAUGCUGCUGCACGCCUUCGAAGGAUACAAUGUGUGCAUAUUUGCUUACGGUCAGACCGGAGCGGGAAAAAGCUACACCAUGAUGGGAAAGCAGGAGCCGGGGCAGGAGGGGAUCAUCCCCCAGCUGUGUGAGGACCUGUUCCAGAGGACGGGUCAGAACAUGGACCCAGACCUGACCUACUCAGCGGAGGUGUCCUACAUGGAGAUCUACUGUGAGCGGGUCCGGGAUCUGCUCAACCCGACGUCWCAGGGAUCCCUGCGAGUCCGRGAGCAUCCCAUCCUGGGCCCGUACGUGGAGGACCUGUCCAAACUGGCCGUCACCGGAUUCACCGACAUCCGGGAGCUGAUGGACGAAGGCAACAAAGCCCGGACGGUUGCUGCCACCAACAUGAACGAGACGUCGUCCAGGUCGCACGCCGUCUUCACCAUCGUCUUCACCCAGAAGCGCCGAGACCAGAUGACCAGCCUGGACACAGAGAAGCAGCCGGUCCGGUCCAGAGUUAACCCUGUGGUUCUGGUUCAGUACGCAGACAGCGACAGCGGAGACGACUCCGACAAACGGUCCUGUGAGGAGAGCUGGAGGCUGAUCUCCUCCCUGAGGGAGAAACUUCCUGCCAACAAGGUGCAGACCAUCGUGAAGCGCUGUGGCCUCCCCAGCAGCGGGAAGCGGCGGGAGCCCCUCCGGGUCUACCAGAUCCCCCAGAGGAGGCGGAUCAGCAAAGACCCCAAGCGGGUCACCAUGGAGGACCUGAGGAUGCAGGCCGUCAAGGAGAUCUGCUACGAGGUGGCUCUGGGAGACUUUCGCCACUCGCGGCAGGAGAUCGAGGCGCUGUCCAUCGUCAAGAUGAAGGAGCUCUGCCGCAUGUACGCCAAGAAGGACCCCAACGAGAAGGAGAGCUGGAAGGCCGUGGCCCAGGACGUCUGCGACACGGUGGGCAUCGGAGAGGAGCGGAGCCCCCCCACCGAGGAGGGCGGCGGCGGAGAGACGAGCGAGGGGGGGCAGAAGGGAAAGGUGUACGACCUGAAGGCUCACAUCGACAAGCUGACGGACAUCCUGGAGGAGGUGAAGCUGCAGAACAACAUGAAGGACGAGGAGAUCAAAGCCCUGAGAGACAGGAUGAUCAAGAUGGAGAGCAUUAUACCUGUCCAGGACGACGACAUGAACGGAGAAGGAGGCGAGUCGGCGCAGAGGGAGGAAGGCGGCCUUGACGACACCAACGACCUGCCAGAGGUCAGAGUUCAGCGCCUCAUGGACGAGGACCCGGCGUUCAGGAGAGGGCGCCUCCGCUGGCUGAAGCAGGAACAGCAGCGCAUCCAGAACCUGCAGAAGCAGAACAUCACCAAGAAACUGAGAGGACAGAACCAGAACCCAGGUCAGCUGGCCCCCACCGUCCCCGUCCAUCUUCCCGGUACCGGCCGCUUCAUCCCCCCCCAGGAGUGCAAGCUGAAGUUCCCCUUUAAGAGCAACCCGGCCCACCGGUUGUCAUGGGGACCGGCCAGCGAGGCGCUCCGUCGCCUAGGCAACGGGAUCCAUACGGUUCAGCUCCCAGGCAGAAGAGCUGGAAUGUUAGAGCUGAAGCAGCUGGAGCGUUUUCCCAUCAUGCAGUUCUCCCACAGCGUUCCUCCUGACGGCGUUUCUGCUCUGACGCGCUACAUGAUGAGGUUCCGGCUUCACCUGAACGCUGCGUAG